Anopheles cruzii is the source of this 2641-nucleotide messenger RNA. RefSeq names its product alpha-protein kinase 1-like. Gene Ontology annotation, cellular component: cytoplasm; nucleus. Gene Ontology annotation, biological process: negative regulation of translation. NCBI's taxonomy places the organism in Eukaryota, Metazoa, Arthropoda, Insecta, Diptera, Culicidae. The record is from RefSeq and is a predicted model, not a curated record. Gene Ontology annotation, molecular function: mRNA binding. Bases 66 to 1145 code for a protein of 359 amino acids. The transcript has 2 exons.
UCCUGGCAGCACUGAUAUGUCCUGCGGGUCAAUUCCAACAACCAGGAUCACAAGCGCAAUUAAACAUGCCUAUGCAUCCACCGCCAAUGCUGGUACCGCAAAUGAAUGCGAUGGCGGGAAUGCAGCCAGGGAGUGGUAUGCGUAGCAAUUUGCAAGCCGUUCCAGGUGGCAUGCCAUGGAAUUUGAAGCAGAUGCCACAUCAGAAUGCCGCAUCUCACCAGCUGUCAGGUCCAGUACCGCAGCAAAUGCCACAGUCGCUGCAGCUUCAGCAAGCCCCACAGCAACCAACACAAUCCCAAUCCCAAUCGCAACAGCAUCAGCAGCAGAUCUCACAAUCUGGUCAACAACUACUGCCACAACAGCAACAGCAGCAGCAGCAGCAGCAACAGUCUCCAACGAUGAUGUCUCUAGCGAAACCGCAAGGAAGACCCAUUCUCAAAGGAUGCAGCAGCAACAGUGGUCAACAACAGGUACCACAGCAACAAGCUCCACCGCCACAAGUACAACAGCAAUUGCCACCACCACAGCAGUUGCCGGCAAUGGUGCACAUCAACUUUGCUGGGAAUGUAGAGUUCCAAUCCUACAAUAACAACCGCAGUGGAAAUCCAAUUCUGGGAGCACAUCAUCCGCCUACACAUCCAUCAUCGCAGCAACAAGCCCCACCCGGCGCACAGCAUCAACAACAACCCGCACAACAUGCAGCAAACAUGAUCAAUCCGCAUAUGCAGCAACUGCUCCACCAACGCCAGCAGCACCAACACCAGCAACGAGCAAUUCGUAAUCAAUUGGUGCAACCACACAUCGGCCCGCAACAGCAGCCAUUAAGAAUGCCAAACAUGGCUCAGCAACAUGUUCACGAGCACAACAAACAGCAGCAACAACAACAACAACAACAAUCACAUCCCCAUUCGAAUAUGCCGCCACAACAGAAUGCAACUGUGAGCUCCGGUGGUCCUAACAUCAUAAAUUUUAACCGCGAGGGUGGUCUGUCGCCGACAAGCAAUCAGCUCGCUCGCUGGUUCUCACCUGAACUCUUGGCACAAGCUUCGGCAGGAAAAUUACCUUCUCUCAAUAUUGGGCAAGUGAUGAGCCUGGAGGAAUUCGAACGCAAUAUUCAGCACUCCUCUACCACUGUACAUAACUGAGUUGUAUCCCCUUUGCGCUCAUAAAGCAAAGGAAUGAAUGAGUGAAAGGACAACAGUUUGUCCCAAAUUUAUUCCUUAAUUUUCUUAGUCUUUAAAACGCAAGAAUGGUAAUUAAAUUCCCUCUACGCAUAGUGCGAUUUGGUGCGAUUUGGUUUGAUCGGUUGUGCUCGAACAUGAACUGGAAGAUGAAAACAGAAAAAAGUUAAAGUAAUGGUUAUGAUAGAUCGUUUAACUAAAAUCAACAAAAAUUGAACAAAAUUUUGGCAAUCUAAGUGAUUAAAUGUUAACUCAUGCCAACAAUAGAUCUGUUUUAAUUUGUGAAUGUUUAAUUUGAUAUUUCAUUUAUUUUGAAUAGUGAGAGUUUUGUCGAAACAUAGGGAGAAAAGUUAACAAAAUUCAACGGCACACGGCACCGUCAUAAUUUAACGGCUUACAAUAAUCACAUUGUCAAAAACAGCCCAAGGGGAAAAAGGGUUUAGGAGGAUAAGAAUCUUGAAGUUGAAAUCAACCGUUGUAGAAAUGAUUCGAGUGAGAUUAGCAGGUGACGCCCAAGACGAAUUGUUUCUGAGGUACGAGCAACCGAAAAAAGUGUUUCCGAGCUGAACAGCCGCUAGAGUUUUGUUCGAUAAAGUAGGCAUAAUUUUUUAGUUAAGCCAAAAUGUACCAUUCGUUCACCACAUAGAAGGUGUUGUAUUCCACAGCGAGAGAGAUUCACAGACACUACUACUUUCGGUAUGCGGCUGUUGGCGGUGAAGAGUUAAUACACUUAUACAAUACCAUAGAAAAGUUUAUGAACAAAACGGAUAAAAUCGAAGUACGAAGAGAAAUGCGGCUGAGGAAGUGUAAACGCAGAAAGAGAUACACUGCUACGUAGGCAGAACUAUUUCGAAUUUGGCCAGCACUAAGCCGUUCCAGCGUAUUUCAUGUCAAAUAUAUUUGAUGGCAAUACAUAGAAUCAACUUAGCGGUUUUUACUUCUGCGGCUGCAUCCGCCGCACCAGCAAUGAAUUAUUUAUAAUUUUUGUUUGAUAUUUGAAUAUUUUUUUGGUAUAUUAAUUUGUUCAAUUUAUCUCUUUACGAACUACGGCAGAACUCUCUCUAAAACAAAUGUGUUGCCUCCCAUCAACCGUCAAAUACGUUGUGUUGGUUCUCGCGUUUCCAUACGUAUUUGAAAUGCUACCAAACUGCUAUUUAAUUGAAGAAUAAACGCGGUUUCACCUUCAACUACUCCAACACAAUGUUAAAUGAGCUGUGUACGUACAUAUUAAAAUCAUCAGUGCGCGAUGCAGCGUUUUUUGCUUAAAUAUUUAAUCCAACACCAUAUUUGAUAUUUUCGUUCGCGAAUGCGUUAAUCGUUUUUCUAAUUCAAGCAUUAUCUUUUAUCUACUUAAAUAAUCUUAACUGUACUGGUGGUAUACACAAUUUGUUAGAAGGCAGAAAACGCAGAUGUGUGAACUUAUGAUAGCGGACGUAAAGCUUCUCUGGCAUGCAAGAGCA